Messenger RNA from Dothidotthia symphoricarpi CBS 119687, 1053 nucleotides. RefSeq lists its product as uncharacterized. The transcript has 3 exons. Bases 390 to 749 code for a protein of 119 amino acids. The record is from RefSeq and is a predicted model, not a curated record. Lineage: Eukaryota; Fungi; Ascomycota; Dothideomycetes; Pleosporales; Dothidotthiaceae.
UUAGACAUCAUGGGUUGAGUGUGCUGCUGUAGCGUAGUUAUUAGCUUGUCAUUCACAACUAUACCCCCAAUAGCUGCACCCCGCUGGUUCAUGAGAUGGAUCAGGUUGAGCUCAAGAAGGCAACCUUAAAAAACUAAAGGAACAAUUCAAUAUUCAUGGAUAAAUGAUCGUUUACGUGGUAAUGUCUAACGUCAAGAUGUACAAGCAAGAGUCUCAGCAAGCAUUUACCAUGUUCAACAUGCCAACGUUCAAACUCACUCACUCAGCCUGCAAUUCGCCAUUCACCGCGAGAUUCCACAUGCUAAAACCUUGGGUAUAUAAACAACGACCAUCACGAUCUGACCUUCAACUUCAACAACCCUCUUCCAAAAACCAGCAUCUACCCAAUCAUGGCCCGUGUCGACGAAAUCAAAGUGAUCGAGAAGUUGAAAAAGCUGAUUCUUGACCAAGUCCAAGCUUUGUAUGGCCCCAAGUAUGCUUCUGCCUGCACUUUCAGUGUGAUCACGAGCCGUUUCCAUUCUGGGGGCACUCUCAACGAAAUCGAGUACAACGCCCAGGCAAUCGUCUACAUUCAUCCAGGAUCGCACGCAGAGUGGAAGCUAUUGGUCGAAGGUGAUACAGGAUCAAGCACACAGCAGGCAGUAGAGUUACUGUAUCGUAAAGUGCAGGGUCAGGUGGACCAGGUAACUAACAAAAUGGGCGAGGGAUGGAUCUACAACGGCGUGAAGGUUAGAAAUCCUGAUGCUUGACAAUAGGGCCCUCCAGUUCUAUAUCACCAGAGGUUACUCACUUCAUCAACAUCUCCCACCGCUGUCCUCACAAGGACGUCUGAGAAUCUCGUCUGGAAACAGAGUUUCUUUCCAUUCAGCAGUCUAAUUCUGGCGGAUUAUGGAUUAUUGUGAUACCUGCGAACAUAUCUCGGCGCUUCUUUGGUAGCCACACGCCCUGUAAAGAACUAUAUCUUACUGGUCACAUCCCACAAGCUAAGAAAGACGACCUCAAGAGUGGCUAGAAAUCAUUAUGUAUCGAUAGGCGAAUAAAUGAUAGCAACCC